UAAGGGGAAGUAUUCAGUCUUCAACAAAGUGCUGAAGAUCGCAAACGUCUGGGAGCAGAGCGCAUUUUUCUCCACGAUUGCACAUUUUCAAGGUGAAAACUUUCUUGACACAUUGUCGCACCUUUUUGUCAUUAGUGAUUACACUUGCAUGACAACAGGUUACAUCACUCCAAUCAGCCAUUCAUCCCCAGCAAACACUUUUCCUGGGAAAGUGAAAGUUUACUGAAGAAGAAAGGAAUCACGGAGAUGGAGGAAGUCAAUGCCAAGAAAAAACAACUUGAAGAGGAUAUGGCAACAAACAAACCUAUGCAAGAAGUCAGAGGUGAAAGGAACCCAUAUACAUUUGCUGAGGUCCCACUAGUAGCGGAAGCAGGACCAGGCGAAUACACAAGACUGCAAAAGCCAUCUGAGGAUAUCUAUUCAAACGUUGUGGAUCCAACCAAACAACCAGCCAAACAGGUCCAAGGUUCCGUGAGGCCUUACCGUGUUGCAUGCUUGAUCCUGACCGUGCUCUGCUUGGUGCUGCUGCUGGUUGCCAUCAUCCUCUUGGUGAAAAUGACAGCUGAUUCCACCACCUGCCCGGUGAGCUUGGUGAGUUGGGUUCCACCAACAUGCAGCACGGACCAGUGCACGGCUUUCACUUCUCAAGAUCGACACCAAUGUUACUGCUGCAACCAGUGCCCCCCGGGGUGGCUGAGACUGGAGGAGUCCUGUUUCUUCUUGUCCACACUCAAGCUCAGUUGGGAGGAGAGCCAGAGGAACUGUUUGGAGAAAGGAGGAUCUCUGGCUGUGGUCAGCAGCCACAAAGUCCAGUACUUUCUCAGUCAAUGUGGGAAUUUCAUGAAAUACUGGAUCGGUUUGCGGCACAAUGGGGCUAUGUGGACCUGGGUGGACAACACCAACUUGCAACAGAGUUACUGGGGAGCAUACCCGACAGCAGGGAACUGUGCGAUACUUCACAGCAACGGCCUUCCAGAGAACUGGAUGACGUCUUCCUGCAGCUCAUACACUUACUUCAUCUGUCAGAUGAACCUUGGAACCGCAGUUCAUCAGGACACUCCUCUCCUGCAUCCAAUUGAAAAACCCUAAACGAUAGAUGCUCUGCAAGUUGAGAUACAUAGCACUGUAUAAUGUCUGUAGCAAUUUGUAGCAACAUUUCUAUUAUAUAAUACGCUUAGCAUAAUUAUUAGACCAUGUGUUACGAUAACGUGCUUUAACGUGGGCUCUUUUAAUUUCUUCUUUGGGCUCUCAACAUUCACCAUUUUGAAAAGGCUGAGGAAUUUCAAAUUGAAUUCCCCUUUUUCAAACCCAGAAAUUAAUCAUUAAUUAAAAUCAAAACGCAAGCAUUAAAAAAAAUGUUUCUGGUCUGGAAUGCAAGUCAGUAACUCUUCAUUUGACAUCAAUAUAUAAUCACACACUUUAUAAUUUUUGCAGAUUUUUUUAAAAUUGUGAAACAGUCAAUUUGAAAAUUAGUGGACGACAAUGACAACGACAUUGGAGCAUUAAAAAUAUCAUUUUGGUUAAAGAGCUUGUACAUUAGCAAUGCUGUUCAUGUGGCAUAAACCUUACAUUGGGUGCUGGUCUAAUACAUUUGUUAAGCACUGUGUAGAGUAUGUGUGUGCAUGUGCUAAUAAGAUAAUAAUAGCUCAGCUCAUAGCUCAUUUUUUACCCCCGUCUGCACACUCCACCAAUAAAUAGAUUUUGGGGAUUUAUUUUUAAUCCACUUUAAAUAACAAGCCACAAAAAAACUACACACAAAUAGUGUAUCUUUGUUGAUCUAUCUAUGCCAUUCAGCAAUUUUAAAUACAAUUGCAGUUGCCUUAGUCUAAUGUGGUAGAUAAGUAUUAUUAUGUGGAACCAAAAGCCUUGAAUUAUGCUUCAAUAAAGUGUUAUUGUCACAUAAA
Molecule: messenger RNA, 1904 nt
Organism: Phyllopteryx taeniolatus (common seadragon)
Lineage: Eukaryota; Metazoa; Chordata; Actinopteri; Syngnathiformes; Syngnathidae
Product: early activation antigen CD69-like
Exons: 7
Coding region: 247-1089 (280 amino acids)
Source: RefSeq, a predicted model, not a curated record